This is a messenger RNA of Pocillopora damicornis (cauliflower coral), 1954 nucleotides long. RefSeq names its product heart- and neural crest derivatives-expressed protein 2. The record is from RefSeq and is a predicted model, not a curated record. Gene Ontology annotation, molecular function: RNA polymerase II transcription regulatory region sequence-specific DNA binding; protein dimerization activity; DNA-binding transcription factor activity, RNA polymerase II-specific. Lineage: Eukaryota; Metazoa; Cnidaria; Anthozoa; Scleractinia; Pocilloporidae. Gene Ontology annotation, biological process: regulation of transcription by RNA polymerase II; developmental process.
UGAUGAGUGUGCCCGAGUAUAGUUCGUAAGCAGAUUGCUCCAAGAGAGGCAGAAAACAAGACAGAAGGCUAACAACGCUGGCGUUUUUAUCGCUUGGGCAGGAUUUAUCUUGUAAGAUUUCCUGAGUUUCAAAUGAUAACCAAUCGAAUGGCCAGAGACAACCAAUUUCGUUAGCUGCCAGCACUUUUUGGUCAAAACGUGGCUUUGAAGGCAAUUUUUAGCUCUGGGAUCUUAAGCACUGCGCAUCACAAAAUCCUAUUGUUUUACUUGGUAUUUGGAAUAAUGAUGCAAAAUUGUUACAGAUUGUCUCGAUAUUCCAGCUGAUGGUGCGUACCAAAACUAUCAGUGCAUUAACGCCUAAAAUGUGCAAAUUGAUAGCAUGCCAAGUCUGCUAUGUCGCAAGUGAAAAUUGAUUUUUCCCGCUUCUUGGGAGAGGCCAAAUCCUUAGUUUUUACAUAGCUUUAUGUCUCAUUUUUGAAACAUUGGAGCAACGACCACACGCAACAUUGCUUCUUCCUUAAAUUGUGGCGCCAAAAGGCUAAUGAAAGUAUAAACACUGGUAAGCAGAAAUUAACAAUUGAACACAUGUCAGUGGAGGUUUAGGUCAAGGAAGAUAAGAGAACGGAAAUCGAUGAGAGAUAUCACACGGCUUUCACUGAUCAACACUCACGCACGUGAAAACACUCGGGUGGGAUUCUGGGACAGAUUCGCACCGACAGAGAGCUGUUUGAAAACAAUAGCACCUAGAAACUCUGAGAAUCGGUUGUAUAAUUUUGGCUUAACCCAUUCAGCAGCUGUCUGCGUUGAGAUUCCCAAACAAAUCGUACGGAGAGUUUGGACAGCGAUUUCGCCAGAUUUAUAGUUGAAACCGUGUAAGUGGAAUAUCAAGACUUUGGAGACGUUUUAACAUGGACGAUCGCGAUGUUCUUAAGACGGAAAUCGAAGAAGAAAGCGGUUCUCCCACAAGCAAGCAAGAUGUUAACGGAGGCUGCCGGAGAAGGAGAGCCAAACCUAAAACGGCGACAAGUAGAAAGGAACGAAGACGAACGCAGAACAUAAACGCUGCGUUUGAUGAUUUGAGGAAACACAUACCCAAUGUUCCCUCCGACACUAAGUUAUCCAAAAUCAAAACACUCAAACUUGCGAUGAGCUACAUUCAUCAUUUGGAGAAUCAACUGGAAGAUGAAAGCCAAGGCCAGGAAAUUGUUACGCCUCCUGAGGAAUCACGCCGCAAAACAGACAACAACGACGACACUGUUAGCAAUGACAGCAACAGUUCUGAUCGAUUAGAUUCUUCACCGAAGAAUUGUGACGAAAAACAGAGACUCUCUUCCCCGCCGCGUCGAAGCUCCAGAACAGGAUGGCCGCAACACGUAUGGGCAUUGGAGCUCGUGGGAAGCCUCAAACAACAAUCUGUUGCGUAAUGAUAAAUUUCAUCUGGCGAAUCUUUCUGCACAAAAAUAUUGAAAAGUGUGUUUAUCCACAUGUUGUAACUAAGUUCAGCCCAAACUGAGAUCAUUUACGCGAAAUGAUUGAAGACGUGUUCAGGAAACACGAAGUGAUUCCGCUAAAGAACGUAACACCUUCGUCAGACGAGGCUGGUGGGAAAAAUGGCUUGCGAAGCGAAAGGAUUCUGUUAUGUUACUAUUGAGACAUUUGUUUCUACUUAUCUUUAAUGGGAAAACGUUGGAAAUUAACAGGGAAUUGAAUCUGCAUUGCGGCCUAAAUAUUCUGUAAAGAGCCACUUAUAAAUUGUAAAUGAUGUUCGGGGAACCCAAAGGUGGUUGUUGAAUACCUAUAGAGGUUAUUUGGGAUGUUGGUUAUCGAUGAUCUCGAGAAUAGUUGUGUAAUAAUUGAUAUUUUUACGUUGAGUCAUAAGGUGUCUAGUCUAUAUACAUAUUAAAAACUCAUCACUUAACUUCCCUACAAUAAAAAACAUUUGAUGAAUAAGAAA